AUGGCGCCCCGAAUUGCAGUGUCCCAGCUUGUGAUGAUCCGCGAUAUGAUCAGCAGCAAAUCGCUGACCACUUCUCAGAUGGCCGAAGCGGCUGGCUGCAGCAAACGAUCGAUCAUAACCAUCAGUGCUAACCUCCGAAUGUUUGGCGACGUUCAUGCACCCCUGAUCCCGGGCGGCCGCCCCCGUGUGAUCAUAUCCGUCAUGCUCGAGGCGCUAUGCGACCAUUUGCUAGAGAAACCAGAUUUAUACCUAUAUGAGAUGGCAGAGUUCUUGUACGAUGAAUUCGACGUGAUCGCAUCCAGGUACACUAUCAGUCGGGCUCUUCGAUCGCAUGGAGGACGGGCUGGUCUCCCCGCGGGGUGGCCUAUCCAGAUUUCCCGUUUUCAAAGAGGUCAGCGAUACCAGAUUCUCCCGGCGUAUUGCCAAGAUGGCAUUUCGAUGUCGCGAGUCUUCCAAGGAUCGACUGAUGCUAGCAUGUUCGAAGACUUCAUUGAACAGCUUCUCCAUCACUGUGGUAGAUGGCCAGAGCCAAAGUCUGUCCUUGUUAUGGACAAUGCAUCUUUCCACCAUACUGAUCGAAUCAGAGAGCUAUGCUCAAAUGCCGGUGUCAAGUUGUUGUACUUACCACCGUACUCCCCUGAUCUAAAUCCGAUCGAGGAGUUCUUUGCAGAGCUGAAAGCAUUUGUUAGACGAAAUUGGCAAAAACAGACAGAUCAAGAUUUCAAGGAUUUCCUUGAAUGGAGCCUGGAUGUGGUGGGGGCUAGAGGAGAAAGUGCAGAAGGUCAUUUUCGACAUGCGAACGUUGAGGUUGAAGAGCAAUGA
Messenger RNA from Penicillium arizonense, 822 nucleotides. RefSeq lists its product as uncharacterized. The coding region runs from base 1 to 822 and encodes 273 amino acids. NCBI's taxonomy places the organism in Eukaryota, Fungi, Ascomycota, Eurotiomycetes, Eurotiales, Aspergillaceae. Gene Ontology annotation, molecular function: nucleic acid binding. The transcript has 2 exons. The record is from RefSeq and is a predicted model, not a curated record.